Molecule: messenger RNA, 2494 nt
Organism: Bactrocera latifrons
Lineage: Eukaryota; Metazoa; Arthropoda; Insecta; Diptera; Tephritidae
Gene: Ir76b
Product: glutamate receptor ionotropic, delta-1
Exons: 6
Coding region: 271-2253 (660 amino acids)
Biological process (GO): monoatomic ion transport
Cellular component (GO): membrane
Molecular function (GO): glutamate-gated receptor activity
Source: RefSeq, a predicted model, not a curated record
UGAAAAUCGGUUGGAAAAGCGGGAAAAACUUGAAAAUCGAAUUUUAGUAGAGCAAUUGUUGAAUGACACAAAGCGACGGUUUCAAGUGACCUUGUAAAGCAACUGCAUGUCCCGUGACUGCUAAACCUAGCCGCUAUGUGUAAAUUUAAAAAUUCACCGUGGCAUAUUAUUAAGUUUUACAAGAUCUUACUCGUACCAUCGACAGUUAUAAAUAUUAAAUAAGAAAUAAGAAAACGAAAUACAUCUAAGCAAAGUUCAGCGCAUUUUGCAAUGACCGGCUUCGACUUAAUACUUUCGGCGGCGCUGUGUCUUACGUGUGCAAAUCUAACGGAUAUACGUCUACCCGAGGGUCUAAUAGAGUUAGAAGAAAAUAAUACCGUUGUUGCUAUAUCGCCCGAUUUGGCAGUCGACGAGCCAUCCUUGGAUGAUGCACCACUAGAAACGGUAAAAACAAUCAUCGCCAAGAAGGAGAAAAUGGACAAGCUAAGAGAGUGGAUAAAGGGUCGCAAAUUGGUGAUUGCUACGCUGGAGGAUUAUCCGCUCAGCUAUACGGUUAUGGAGAAUGACACGAGAGUGGGCAAGGGUGUGGCAUUUGAGUUAAUCGACUUCUUGCAAGAGCAAAUGCAAUUCACCUAUGAAGUUGUGGUACCGGAAGAUAAUAUCAUUGGUUCGAGAGAGGACUAUGAGAAGAGUCUUAUAAAGAUGUUGAAUAACUCGGAAGCUGACCUGGCCGCUGCUUUUAUACCGACGCUAAGCGAGCAACACAGUUUCGUUUUCUAUUCGACAACCACUUUGGACGAGGGCGAAUGGAUUAUGGUGAUGCAACGUCCACGUGAAUCGGCCACUGGUUCGGGUCUGAUGGCACCAUUUGAUUUUUGGGUUUGGAUCUUAAUUUUCAUUUCACUUUUGGCGGUUGGACCAAUUAUUUAUAUGCUCAUCAUAUUGCGUAAUCGUUUGACUGGUGAUAAGGAGCAGAAGCCUUACUCGCUGGGUCAUUGUGCCUGGUUUGUGUAUGGUGCAUUGAUGAAGCAGGGCAGUACACUGUCGCCGAUCGCGGAUUCAACACGCCUACUCUUUGCCACCUGGUGGAUAUUCAUUACGAUAUUGACUUCAUUCUACACCGCAAAUUUAACAGCUUUUCUCACGCUAUCUAAAUUUACUUUACCCUAUAAUACCGUUAGCGAUAUACUAUAUAAGAAUAAACACUUUGUUUCGGCACGCGGCGGCGGCGUGGAAUAUGCGAUAAGGAAUACCAACGAAAGCCUAUCCAUGCUGACAAAUAUGAUACGCAACAACCACGCCGUAUUCUCGAGCAGCUCGAACGACACCUUUAAUUUGCAGAAUUUUGUUGAAAAGGAUGGUUAUGUAUUCGUACGCGACCGCCCGGCUAUUAAUCAUGUACUUUAUGCAGACUAUCGCUAUCGCAAAACCAUUAGCAUGAAUGAUGAGAAGCUACACUGUCCAUUCGCCAUGGCUAAGGAGCCGUUUUUGAAGAAGAAUCGUUCAUUCGCCUAUCCGUUGGGCUCCAAUUUGAGUGAGCUCUUCGAUCCCAAACUACUCAACCUCGUGGAAUCCGGCAUUAUUAAGUACUUGUCGACUAAAGAUCUGCCAAAUGCCGAAAUAUGCCCACAGAACUUGGCCGGUACCGAGCGUCAGCUACGCAACACCGAUCUCAUGAUGACCUACUACAUUAUGUUCGCCGGCUUUGUCACCGCCAUGGUUGUUUUCUUCACCGAGCUUAUAUUCCGCUACCUGAAUCAACGUAAUGAGGGUAGCAAGUGGGCGCGUCACGGCAUCGGACGCACUACAAAUGGACUCUCGGUACGUGCACCGCGUUGGCUGCGUCAAUUGGAGACGGAUAGCGACAAGCAACGUCUGACUGCUUCACCCUCGGGUUCGACCAUUACACCACCGCCACCGUAUCAAAGUAUUUUCAGCAGCAAUCAUCGACACCAACACCAACAGGAUGAGGCAAGUCAUUUGAGUAAGGAAAGCAGCUUGCAUCGUUGGCGACGCGCUGGCCAAUUUGGCGCCGGAGGCUCGAAUUUCGGCACCUUAGCGGUUGGUACUGGGAGCGGUGCUGGUGUAUUGCUGGGCAAUGGUCAGCUGCAUGAAGGUAGUGGGGCGGGUGGUGUACGACGUUUGAUUAACGGUCGUGAUUAUAUGGUUUUCCGCAAUCCGAACGGACAGAGCCAAUUGGUGCCGGUGCGUGCACCCUCAGCGGCGCUCUUUCAGUAUACCUACACGGAGUAAACGCUAUUAAAUCCGGUGUGUGGUAGUAAAAUUGUUGGUCAAAAUAAGUGUGUGGAGAAUAUCACGUAUGCUCAACUAAGUCCUUGCCUGCAGCAGGAAGGCCUAGUGAACACUUUAGUGUUGAAUUUACUUUGUUAAAUCAAAUUUUACAAAUAUUUUCGUCGUAAAUUGUUACUCAUACUUUCGUAGUUGUUGGUAUAAAGUUUUUUUAGUCGAUACAUUUUAGAUUUUUAUUUUCCAA